CUUCCUGAAAGAUUGACAGCUCGUGCCUCUUUUGCUCGCUGGUGAACGCGGCUCCCGUUGUGCGAAGGAAGCGAGAACAACUGACAUCGACAGUCAGUUUUAGUUUUUCACUUUUAAAGAAGUUUAAAACGAGAGUGACUCGGUGUUCAUUUUUUUCACGAGCCUGUGGGGUAUGAGAGUAGUGCGGCCGCGGCAAGCAAAGUAAGAAAAGAGGCAGACCCGUACGUUUCAUGGCUGCUGGGGAUGGAGCCCAGCUGCCGGCCACAGUAGCGGCCAGUCGGAGCGUGGAGAAAGCGCUGGAGGAGGCUGCCGCAAGUGGAGCUCUCAACCUAUCAAACCGAAAGCUGAAGGAGUUUCCUCGCAGCGCCAGGAACUACGACCUGUCCGACAUAACCCAUGCAGAUCUGUCUAAGAACCGCCUGUGUGAGCUUCCAGAGGAGCUGUGUCAGUUCAUCUCUUUGGAGACGCUGAGUCUGUACCACAAUGGAAUGCGUUUAUUGUCCCCCAGCCUGGCCAACCUCCAGGCCCUUACCUACCUCAACCUCAGUCGGAAUCUCCUGUCCAGUUUGCCCCCGUCCGUGUUCCAGCUCCCCCUAUUGCGAGUGCUCAUUGUCAGCAACAACAAGCUGUCUUCACUGCCCUCCUCCAUCUACGCGCUCACACACCUUCGACAGCUGGAUGUCAGCUGUAAUGAGCUGCAGAGUUUACCAGCAGAACUUGGUCAACUGGAGACUCUGAGGGACUUGAACUUGAGGAGGAACCAGCUCACCACUUUGCCUGAAGAAAUAUCUGAACUUCCACUCGUUCGACUCGAUGUGUCCUGCAACCGAAUUUCCCACGUUCCACUGUGUUUCCGUCACCUCCGACAUCUGCAGACCAUCUCACUGGAUAGCAAUCCUUUGCAAAUGCCACCGGCACAAAUCUGCUCCAAAGGCAAAUAUCACAUCUUCAAAUACCUGAACAUGGAGGCUUGUAAGAGCCAUGAGGAGGAGCUGGAGAAGCACCUCAACAUGAGGCCGACUGGAUUUAAAAGCAGUCUGUCAGACCAGGAGCUGUUCACGGGUCAGUUUGGCGGCCUGGACUCUGGUUUCAAUAGUGUGGACAGCGGCAGCAAACGAUGGUCUGGCAAUGAGUCAACAGAUGACUUCUCCGAGCGUUCUCUUCAGAUGGCAGAGGUCAACCAGAAGCAGAGACACCUUGAGGAGCAGUAUGAAGAAGAUGAGUCCCUGGAGGCCAACAAUGUGAAUGGAGCGGCUGAGCAGGUCAGCUUCAUCAGCAGUAGUGUGACGGAGGAGAUCCGGAUAGAUCCACCUACCUCUCCCCUUGUUACCUUUCCUUCGGAGCAGGAUUCAUCUUCUCCAUCCCAAAACCAGGACACAACAUGCAGGUCAAGUCCCUUGACGGAAGUGAACUGCUCCUCCUUGUCCCCUGUGCCCCCCUCCAGCCCCACCCUGGAGGAGAGGAGGAGGCCUGGAACCCUAUUCAUCUGGCAGGAGAGGGAGCGGCUCCAGCAGCAGAGGGAGAAGGCCAGUUUGCUGAAGUCAUCUGCUAAACCCGGAAGUCAUGUGGCCUCUGCACCACAGACAGGAAGCAGCUCAUGUGGUGUCUCACCAGAAAAUGGAAGCGCCCACUCUGGCCUGCGUCAGCGAUGUGCAAGUGCUGACCAGAUGAGCACUGGGUCUCCAUCAGUUCUUCUGCAUCGCUCCAGCAGCAGAACAGAUGUGCUGUCCUCUCCGAAGACCUCCUCUCCUCCUGGUCAGGCUCAGAAACCCAACAGUUUCCUGUUUCGCACGUCUUCUCGCAGCAACGUCAAACCCACAGGGACCACAUUUACUCUGGGAGAGUCUGGCAGGAGUGAAUCUCGCACCACUCUGCGUUCACCGAAGGAGGAGAGAAAAGACCUCACACAACUACGCAAGACCUUAGAGUCUCGACUGAAGACCAGUCUGCCAGAGGACCUGGGCGAGGCUCUGUCCAAUGGAACCGUCCUCUGCCAGCUGGUCAAUCAGAUCCGGCCUCGCUCCGUGUCAAUCAUCCACAUCCCCUCCCCUGCAGUGCCCAAACUGAGCUCAGCCAAAUCUCGACUGAACGUUGAAAACUUCAUCACUGCUUGUCGCAAGCUGGGAGUCCCUGAGUCUGAAGUGUGUGUGUGCUCUGAUGUGCUUCUGUGCAAGCUGCCCAGUGUUCUGCGCUGUGUGACAGCCUUGCUGACUGUGGAGGAGGAGCGCCCCACCCACCACUGGGCCCCUGCAUCUUCAACUUCCUCCUCCUCUUCCUCGCUGCUGUCGCCAGACUUCCUGUUGUUUUACUGCUGCGUCAUGGCGCUCCUCUACGCCGCCUACUGCUGUCUGCUCACCUAGCGCAGCACCUCGGAACCCUGUAGCUGUCUCUGGAGCCAUGUGAGCAGUGUGUGUGUCAAAUGCACACCAAGACUGUAGAGCAGAGGCCCUCAGCUGCUCUGGCUGCAGCCAUGAAGAACACUGACUGGCAUGGCAGGAUAGAUGGGGGGACAGAGCCAGAUGGAGCUGUGGUUCUGGAAAGCACGGCAUGCUGGGAAAAGCGGCGAGGUGUGUCUGACACAGAGCUUUUUGGCAGCACAAAGAGAAGCUGAAACUGAGAAAACCAAAUCUAACAGAGCUGCAGGAAACCCUGAACGUUGUUUAGUAGAUCUAUCUGAACUGAUCUGAUAUGAUCUGAGCAGUACAUGCCCUCUGUGUUCAGGGCGGUUCUUUAACCGCUUCAGCUCCAGUUGAAAGCUUGAUUAGAGGCAGCUCACUCUCUGAUGGGUUUAUUUUUCAGAUUAAAGGCUGUUUGUCCUUUCCUUCCGUGCAUCAUUGAUAAACAUCCUGCAAACCCAGCAUGUUCAAUAUUUAAUUUUUCUUCUAACAGAGACAGAACGAUGCAGGUCAGUUUGUUAGAGCCCUGGUGGAAAUGUGUAAAAGCAUCAGGAUAAAUGGAUCUUUCAUUGCAGUAGCAUAAACUGACAUUCUGGAGAAAUCUAACUUUAAUUUUGAGGACAUUUAUCCAUUUAUUAGUUGUCAUCAUAACAGCAACAGACCAAUCAUUAGUUUCGCUGGUGUAAACAUUUCCUCUCAGUCUUCUCCAGUAAUCUUUAACAGAGUACAGUUCUACAGACAGAGGGAUAAUUUCAGAUCUCUGAUCAUUUCUCUCUCUGCUUCAGUUCAGCAGGUUGACCUUGUGUCUGCUGAACCAUUUCUGUCUCCAUUCGGAUCAUUGUUCUGUGGAAAUGACUAUCUCUUUUUUUUCUUCGGUGCACAUUAUUAAAUUUUUUAAUUUCAAAUGUUAACUCAUGAUGUCAUGCACUCAGUUUCCAGGCUCUGGACUACAAACAGACCCAGAACAUCACAGGCCCUCCACCAUGUGAUUCAUUGUAUAGCAAAGUGUUUGUUCCUGAGAAGCUCGGUCUCAUCUGACCAAAGCUCAGUCCUGCUUAAAGUUUUUGCAGAGUUCAGCAAACUCUACAUGUUAGUCAGUGAUGGUAGUCCACUAACUAACUAGUGAUGCCCUAACUCAACCAUUACAACCUUUAGACAGCAAUCUAAUGGUUGCUAUAGAGCUUUUGACUUGUUUCUACCUCCAUCCUCAUUCUGAUCACUGUAUGUGGUGACCAGAUAAAUAUGGCUCCUCAAAAGACAUCUGUGUCACAUCAUAUGUAUUCCCCAGGGAAUCAGGAAGUCCUGAAUUACUAACUACAAGUUCCCACAAACUCUGGUCAACUUAAAAAGUUACAUAUGUUUUAAAAAAAAAAAAAGAAGUUUAAGUUGUGUUUAUAUCAGCAGUUACCAUAACAACUAUUUGUAAUUAAGACCUUUAUUUUUUAAGUGACUGAAUAAAUGCACUGAUUAAAGUGUU
This is a messenger RNA of Poecilia reticulata (guppy), 3873 nucleotides long. It is a transcript of the gene lrch4, whose product is annotated as leucine-rich repeats and calponin homology (CH) domain containing 4. NCBI's taxonomy places the organism in Eukaryota, Metazoa, Chordata, Actinopteri, Cyprinodontiformes, Poeciliidae. Gene Ontology annotation, cellular component: cytoplasm. Gene Ontology annotation, molecular function: protein binding. The record is from RefSeq and is a predicted model, not a curated record.